AUGUCUGUAACGAAGAAGGAUCUGGAAAAAAAGCAAACAUUAACAAAAACGGUAUCAGCUGCAUUAUCGACUAAAACAAAACCGGGAGUGACAGAGCAAACGCAAGAAUCAAUUGUUGCAAAUGCGAGAGCGAACGAAAAACCGAAUGAGAAGGCAAAGAAGUCCGAAAACGAACGAUCAUCAAAAGCCAAAGCUGAAGAAGGCAAAGCGACGGACGCCGUGGCCGAGACCAGUCAAAUAAGGCCUGCUUUGACGAACGAACCUUCGGCAAAGGACGAUCUACCAUUGCCGGAACCCGGAGAUAUUAUAGAUACCACACAACUGUCUACUUCAGUGCGAGUGAGUUGCAAUUGA
Molecule: messenger RNA, 354 nt
Organism: Anisakis simplex (herring worm)
Lineage: Eukaryota; Metazoa; Nematoda; Chromadorea; Rhabditida; Anisakidae
Source: the annotation of a GenBank genome assembly